AUGGCCGCAAUCAACGACGACAAAUCUGCGUCUAGCAAAAGCUUCAUUAUCAACCACAUGAAUGCGGACCACCAGAAAUCGCUGGCGAUGUAUCUCCGCGUCUAUUGCAAUGUCGCCGAUGGAGAAGCCAAAGCCGCACGGUUGGAAGACAUCACUCUGUCUGAUCUGUUCAUCAGCGCCAAGGGCAUCCGCUAUAGCGUGCCCCUAGAUCCACCCAUGAAAACAUUUUCCGAUACUCGACAGCGCGUGGUGGCAAUGCACAAGGAGUGUCUCGAACGGCUAGGGCUCUCGGAUAUCAUCAUCAAAGAAUAUAGAGCACCCCGAGGCUGGGAGGCGAUAAACUUUGCCGUGGUCGUAGCUACGUUAAUUGUGUUCUCUCGGGGCAGCAAUUUCCAGCCAGGGUCAUUGCUCUACGAAACAGCUGGUCUUGACAGGUUCCCAGCAUUCACUCGGUUUUGCCACACCGUCCAGCCCAUCCCAGGUACGCUUCUGCUGGGAAUUCAUGCUAUAGAAGUGGUUCUGCUGGCAGUGAAGCGCUUGAAACCUCACGGUGUGCCAUUUUUGUCUGGUGUAUGGAUUGCGUGGGUAGCCACCAUUAUGAUUGAGGGGGUAUUUGCAUUCCGGAGAUUUGACCGGAUGGUGAAGGAAGAGCAAGUGAAGAAGGAGCAUCGCAAGUAG
Aspergillus oryzae RIB40 is the source of this 678-nucleotide messenger RNA. Its product is annotated as DUF2470 domain-containing protein. The record is from RefSeq and is a predicted model, not a curated record. NCBI's taxonomy places the organism in Eukaryota, Fungi, Ascomycota, Eurotiomycetes, Eurotiales, Aspergillaceae. The transcript has a single exon. Bases 1 to 678 code for a protein of 225 amino acids.